AUGGCCAAUACUUAUGUCACUGCAUCUGAUGGGUAUUGUCUUGCUGAACCAGUGCAGUACUACGAUAUUUUGCCAGAACAAAUCAAUUAUCAGCUGUACGACAUUGAUUUUCAAGAAUCACCUUAUUGCCAGUAUUCUACUGUCCAGUUUCCUCCAGCUGUACAGUCCCAAUCUUUACAAAGUCAUCUCAACACUUAUAGCUUGGAUCCACAGUUCAGUGGUGGAGAGUAUGGACUUCUUUCCUGUGAAUUAAAUAAAUCCACUUACGUGGUUGCCCACGAUGCUGAAGAUGGUUACCCUGGAAUAAAGAGGUCCAGAAUAACUCAUUCUUCCAUUCGUAUUAAGGGACAGGAAGAACUCUGUGUAGUUUGUGGUGAUAAAGCAUCAGGAUAUCAUUACAAUGCACUUACUUGUGAAGGUUGCAAAGGGUUUUUUCGACGUAGCAUCACCAAAAAUGCAGUAUAUAGUUGCAAGAAUGGUGGUCACUGUGAAAUGGACAUGUACAUGCGUAGAAAAUGUCAAGAGUGCAGACUAAAAAAGUGUAAGGCAGUAGGAAUGUUGGAAGAAUGUUUGCUCACAGAAAUCCAGUGCAGAUCAAAGAGACUUCGAAAGAACUUUAAGCAGAAGAAUAAUUUUUACUCUAACAUCAAAGUGGAAGAGGAAGGGGUAAACAACAAGCUUGUGUCACCUACCACUAGAUCUGGAAAAGUGAUUCAGGAGAGCAUGGAACUAACUCAAGAGGAACAUCAGCUCAUUAACAACAUCGUGGCCGCUCAUCAAAAAUAUGCAAUUCCAUUAGAAGAAACAGAAAAAUUUCUGCAGGGAUAUGCAAAUCCUGAACUGAUCUUCUUGCGACUCUCAGAGACAGUUGUCCUACAUAUACAGAGGUUAAUGGAUUUCACCAAGAGACUCCCAGGAUUUGAAAAUUUGACCAAUGAGGAUCAGACUGCAUUACAGAAGGGAUCAAAAACUGAAGUGAUGUUCCUUCAUGUGGCCCAAAUUUACAGUCAAAAAGAAUGUCUUUCAUCAACUUCUGAAAGUGAAAAAGCUACUAUGAAAAUAUCAGAUCAUUCAGAUCAUUCACUGAAUUGUCAUGAUCAAAGUGGUGAUAGAAGUGCUAUUUAUCCUAUGGAAACAUUUUGCAAUGAAGAUUGUCCUUCUGCUAUGCUGACUGGUAUUGCUGAAGAAUUUAUUACCACACUGUAUUACUUCUGUAGAAGAAUGAGUGAGCUUAGUAUUACUAAUACUGAAUAUGCUCUGCUUGCAGCCACAACAGUGUUUUUUUCAGAAUUGCUGUUACGAAUAUAUCGCCAUAAAAUGGACAUCAUCAAGGGCUCAUCAAAUUUUGUGGAAUAUAGGACCACCACUAGAGGGACAUCUAGUAUUCUUUUCAAGAUUCGUCCCCAAAGAAGCAAUGGUUAUUGUUACUGCAUGGUCUUGCGCCCCCGGCCAACGGAGGCCGCCGACCGUUAUUUAGCCGUUACACCGCCAACCGCCCGGCACCUCCCUGCUGGCCGCUCGGCUGGAGCGAUUUCCCGCUUUUUCCGAGGUUCGGAGGCAGAAGUUCAUGUUGGUUCUUUCUGCUGCCCUAAUAGACAGCAGGUGGCGGUUCGCGUGACCACCGAGCCCGCGGUUUCCCGCUAG
Messenger RNA from Balaenoptera ricei (Rice's whale), 1644 nucleotides. Its product is annotated as bile acid receptor-like. Lineage: Eukaryota; Metazoa; Chordata; Mammalia; Artiodactyla; Balaenopteridae. Gene Ontology annotation, biological process: bile acid signaling pathway; negative regulation of inflammatory response; cell differentiation. Gene Ontology annotation, molecular function: RNA polymerase II cis-regulatory region sequence-specific DNA binding; zinc ion binding; nuclear receptor activity. The transcript is spliced from 11 exons. The coding region runs from base 1 to 1644 and encodes 547 amino acids. The record is from RefSeq and is a predicted model, not a curated record.